UCCCUUCGGGAGCCCCCGUCUUUUUUUCAAAAAAACAACCGGUGGAAGUUUUCUAGUCGGGGGGUGGGGCGUCCCCCCCCCCCCCCCCCCCCCUCCCCAUUAUAGACACAUAGCAACGGAGAAAGAGAACAUUACAGACAUACCCCCAUUACAGACACCCACACACCCACACCCACACCCUCAACGAUUGAAUAAUUAUUUUAAUCAGUCAUAACCGGUUUCGACCUUGCUUAACCCUUUGAGUACGAAUGACGCGAAUUCACGUUCUGAUAUUUUGGAACUUGAAUAAAUUUUAAAAACAAGGUCUGUUUAUUAUUUAAUGAUAUGAAUUGCAAGGGGAUUUGUGUUUAGAAUAUUCAUGCGUUAAGAUUGUCUAUAAUUACUGAUAGUUAUUGUUUGUCUCUUAAUUCUUUCAGUACAAGAUUAUUUUUAUAUAGCCAAUAGGACGAGGGAGAAGUGAUAGACAAAUGAAUUCUAUAAAAGCUUUUUUAUUCGAUACCUCAAUAUAUUACACCAAACGAAAGAGCUUGAUGAGUUGAACACCUUUUGUGACGGAAGUUGGACUUUUAAAUAAAAUCAAAAAAUAUUCUGGAUGUGGCAACGACUAAAAUGACUGAAAUUUUACAAGUUAACUUACUCAGAACUCUUCAUGGUUUCAUUUAAAAGAUCAAGUUUCACCACAAAAAGUGCUCAACUUACCAAGUCCUUUCGUUUGGUAUUAUAUAGUUGCAGUUUCGAAUCAAAAAAUUUUUACAGGGUCGUUGGCCUAUCAGCCGUUCUUCGUCCCUUUGACCAUAUAAAAAUAAUCCCGUACUCAAAGGAUUCAGGGUCUGAUUAGAUGGCUGAUUGAAAUAAUAAAUAUAUCUUGAAAGUAAUUACUAUUACUUAUUCAUAUUCAUGUAUGAAUUGAGUAAUAGAACACUUAUAUUCAACUAGAUUUACUUCUAAUUUUGGAUAAAAAUGUACAUGUUAUGCAUGUCCAAAUAUAAAAGUCAUCUGAUUUCAACCCUUAAGCAAGGUCGAAACCGGUCAUGACUGAUUAAAAUAGAAUUUCUCAUGAAAAUAAUCUGUAUACAUAUACAUAGACUGACUCAGUUUUUUAUGCUGAUUUCAAAUAUGUCUUUAGUUUUGAGUGAAACUCGAUUUUUUCCGAUGAGAAUCUAUUGAAAUGUGGUAGAAAAUGCAAAAAUAAGGGAUUCCAAGAAAAUUUAGAUCGGCUUGUUUCACAAAGUAUACUUCUAAGGAAAUUGAAAAAUAUCUCAUUUUGUAGGCCUUCUCUCGAGCUAUCAGAAUCAACUAAAAACCCAUGUUGUUUUUUUCCUUUCUCAAGAUAUUGAGAAAACAGUAAAUAGAAGUGAUAAGAGAACUAUGAUUUCAUGAUGGUUUCAAACGGGUUUUACACUGUAACUCAGCAAAACUUGAACCGUUUGGGCUGAAAUUUUUACCACAAAUAGACUAUGAGAUGCGUAGUUGUUUGAGAUAAUUUUUUCUUCGAAACAUCUCUUUCAAGUAAAAAUUUGUAUGUCCGAGUAUUUUGUGUGUGUUUUAUAUUUAUAGUACAAAAGUGAAUAACAGUAUUCGAGGUAACAGUUCAUCAAAACUGUUUGAAAAUAGUUUUAUUAUGUUACCAAACGAUUCUCCGCGAAAUCCUGCAUUGCAUAAUCUAGGAGCAAAGUAAAUUUAUCUGAGACCCAAAAAUGCCUCUUAUGCGCCUCCAUUCUUUAUGACGGACGCAAUGAUAAUGAUGAUUUUCUAAAGACUUAUUUCGAUGUCUUGCUGAUAAAAAUUUACAAGAAGAUGUUCAAGGACAUUUAAAUGUUUUUUUCGAAGGCAUUCGAAAAGAUGAAGAGUAUGAUUUACUUAGUGACAAAACAUUUCAAUCUCUUCUUUGUAAAUUAUUAAUUAUUGGACAAGGUAUGGAUGAUUAUGCUAAACAAUUUUUAUUAAAUAUUCGAUCAGCUAGAAUUUAUUUGGUUAUUCAUAAUAUAUCUAAAUGA
This is a messenger RNA of Rotaria sp. Silwood2, 1997 nucleotides long. Lineage: Eukaryota; Metazoa; Rotifera; Eurotatoria; Philodinida; Philodinidae. The record is from the annotation of a GenBank genome assembly.